Molecule: messenger RNA, 1277 nt
Organism: Myripristis murdjan (pinecone soldierfish)
Lineage: Eukaryota; Metazoa; Chordata; Actinopteri; Holocentriformes; Holocentridae
Gene: tomm20b
Product: translocase of outer mitochondrial membrane 20b
Exons: 5
Coding region: 148-588 (146 amino acids)
Biological process (GO): intracellular protein transport; protein targeting; tRNA import into mitochondrion
Cellular component (GO): mitochondrial outer membrane translocase complex
Molecular function (GO): transmembrane protein transporter activity
Source: RefSeq, a predicted model, not a curated record
AGCCCGUGGAGCGACGGGGUCCUUCCGGGUCCUUCCUGCCCUGACAGCGCUGCGCCGACAUCCCCCCUUACUAAACCCUGUCCUACUAAUUAAACCCGGUUUAAUUAUCGCUAAUUCAGCCGCAGACGCACCGCCGCUCCCGGAGUUAUGAUGGGCGGAAGAUCGAGCACGAUAGCCGCCGGGGUCUGCGGCGCCCUGUUCGUCGGCUACUGCAUUUAUUUCGACAGGAAAAGGCGGAGUGACCCCAACUUCAAGAACAGGCUGCGAGAACGGCGGAGAAAGCAGAAGGCAGCCAAAGAGAGAGCCGGCCUGUCCAAGCUUCCGGACCUGAAGGACGCCGAGGCCGUGCAGAAGUUCUUCCUGGAGGAGAUCCAGCUGGGAGAGGAGCUGCUGGCUCAGGGCGACUAUGAGAACGGCGUGGAUCACCUGACCAACGCCAUCGCCGUGUGCGGUCAGCCUCAGCAGCUGCUGCAGGUGCUGCACCAGACGCUGCCGCCGCCCGUCUUCCAGAUGCUGCUGACCAAACUGCCCAGCAUCAGCCAGCGUAUCGUGAGCGCACAGAGCCUGAGCGAGGACGAUAUAGAAUAAUCAGAGGACCGAGAGGCCCCGCCCCCUUCCUGCCUCCUCCUCCUCAUGUGGACCUCCUCCAUCGUGACCGGCCUCCUCCUCCUUCUCCUCCUCCUCGUCCUCCAUCACUUCCUCCGAGGUGUCUGAUCCAAGGGAUUCUUUUUUUUUUUUUUUUAAUUUCAUCCAUCAAAUUAGUGUCUUUUUUUUAAAACUUAGAUUUACCCUUUUACGAGUUUUGGAAAAUACUGAACAUAAAGCCAACAGAAUGAAAAUAAUAAUAAAUAAAAGUAAAAAAAAAAAAAAAAAAAGAGCCCGUCCAAUCUCCAAAACGAUGUGAUGCCGCCGCCGUCGGCCGUGUGUCGUCUUGUUUAGCGGCCGAGCUAACCAGACCAGGUUUUGUAGGAAAGUGUGUGCAUGUGUGUGUGCGUGCCUCUGUGUGUGUGUGUGUGUGUGUGUGUGUGUGUGUGUGUGUGUGUGUGCGUGCAGAACGCUGCCGUCAGGGCCGGGCAGCGAACACGAGCGAGCAGCGGCGUCUUCACACCGUCAGAGUGUCCGUACGUGUCUCUCCACGUGCUUCACCAGUAUUUAUUGUUUUGUUAUCAGUCUGGGAAACACUUUUUAAAAAAGGCGAUGGAUUGUUGUGUUCAUGUUAAAGAGGAUCUCCCUCUUUAGAGGAAAAAAAAUGAAAAUAAAAAAAUGUGAACAAAGAA